AUGACUUUUUUGGAAGAAAGAGAUCUGGAUAAUGUGCAGACGAUACCAGAAUAUUAUAGAGGAAAAACUAUUUUUAUGACAGGCGGUUCAGGUUUCAUGGGAAAAGCCUUGAUAGAAAAACUCCUCUAUUCGUGUCCUGACUUGGAAAAAAUCUACCUCUUACUGCGUCCAAAGAAAGGAGUGCAGCCACAUGACCGUUUAUCAGCAAUAUAUAGCUCACCUUGUUUCGAUCGUUUGCGCAAGGAGCGCCCAGGAGUUUUCCAAUCGAAGGUUUUCUUUAUAGCUGGAGAUGUUAGCGACAUCGGCCUAGGUCUGUCUGAAGAUGAUCGGGCAAUGCUUUUAAAUCAGACACAAAUUUUAUUUCACGUUGCUGCAAGUGUAAGGUUUGAUGAUCCUUUAAAAGUAGCUGUAAAAUUAAAUCUUUUUGGUACGAAACAAAUUGUUGAUCUGGCGAAAGAUAUGAAAAAUCUAGAAAGUUUCGUGCAUGUAUCUACGUCGUAUUCAAACACGAACAGGGAACCUAUUGAAGAGAUAUUAUAUCCAGCGCUUGGUGAUUGGAGAGAGACUUUGGAAAUUUGCGAAACAACUGACGACCAUACAUUAAAGGUUUUGACUCCGAAGUUUAUAGGCGAACUACCGAACACUUAUGUUUUCACAAAACAACUAGCAGAACACGUGGUGUACGAACAGAAAGGAAAAAUGCCUAUAGUCAUAGUCAGGCCGUCUAUUGUAAUAUCCAGUCAUUUGGAACCCAUUCCCGGCUGGAUUGAUAACUUCAAUGGUCCCGCAGGUAUUAUGGCAGCAUCUGGCAAAGGUAUACUUCGUACGAUAUUGUCAAGACCAGAAAUUAUAUCAGAUUACAUACCCGUUGAUGUGGCUAUAAAAGGUUGCAUUGUGGCUUCAUGGAUUAGAGGAACUAAGAAGUUAGAACCUACAGAUGACAUACCUAUAUAUAAUGAUUGUGUUGGCAAAUUAAAUCACAUGACGAUGCAAGACCUUGUAUCUGUGGGUUCUCAGAUGGCACAAAUUUCACCUUUAAAGAACGCACUGUGGGCUUACGGACUUUCUAUAACUACAUCCAAAUUCAAAUACAAUCUCGAAGUGCUUUUAUUCCACAUGUUGCCAGCGCUACUUCUUGACAUGAUAUUGUGGAUUAUUGGAAGAAAACCCAUGCUAGUCAAAGUUCAGCGUCGUAUUUACACAGCGAAUAUGGCGUUGCAUUACUAUCUGACUAAACAGUGGACAUUCAGCAACAAAAACCUCAUCACACUGAGAUCUAAGAUAAAGGAGGCUGAUUUAAAAGAUUUCUAUUAUGAAAUAGAAAAUAUUGAUAAAUACGAAUUCUAUAAGCAAUGCUGUUUGGGAGGCAGGAAGUAUCUUUUGAAAGAGGCGGAUGAUAGUUUACCUAAAGCACAGGCGCAAUACAAAAGAAUGGUUCUUUUGGAUAAACUGUUGAAGAUCAUUUUCUACGGAUGUUUGAUCUGGUGGAUUUUGAAAAGAGAUUUCAUCCAAGAGUACAUACAGAUCAUCAAUUAA
Molecule: messenger RNA, 1536 nt
Organism: Danaus chrysippus (African queen)
Lineage: Eukaryota; Metazoa; Arthropoda; Insecta; Lepidoptera; Nymphalidae
Source: the annotation of a GenBank genome assembly